Molecule: messenger RNA, 273 nt
Organism: Arabis nemorensis
Lineage: Eukaryota; Viridiplantae; Streptophyta; Magnoliopsida; Brassicales; Brassicaceae
Source: the annotation of a GenBank genome assembly
AUGCCAGAUAGGAGCGAGAUUGAUGUAUUCAAGUCCACUUCUAUUCUUGGAUUAAUCUAUGAGUGUGUUAAAUCACAAACAACAGAGAAAACCUCACCAUCAUCUGAAAUCAGUAAACUCCCAUGUUUCAAAGAUGAACGGGCCUCUGAGUUACAUAUGGAGAAAUGUAAACAGUGGUUUGACGACUACAAGCGCGAUAUGGGCAAGGCGAUGAAUGCCGAUGAGAGCUACAAGGAUGAAUUAGCCAGUGAAGUUAUUCAGAGAUACAAGUAA